This is a messenger RNA of Siniperca chuatsi (mandarin fish), 2057 nucleotides long. RefSeq names its product transmembrane p24 trafficking protein 8 (gene tmed8). The coding region runs from base 174 to 983 and encodes 269 amino acids. The transcript is spliced from 6 exons. Gene Ontology annotation, cellular component: Golgi membrane. The record is from RefSeq and is a predicted model, not a curated record. Lineage: Eukaryota; Metazoa; Chordata; Actinopteri; Centrarchiformes; Sinipercidae.
CACUCGAGAAAACACGGAAGUGUCAAAAAUCCUGUUUUUUCCUGUCAAGCAGCAGCACCGUGGAGCGGUCCGUCACAUGACUGCAGUGAUAUGGAGGCGUAUUUCCCGAUGGCCUGAGUUGGACUAAAGUGAGAUCGUAUCGAGUUAUCGGAUUAUCAGCGUUACACCGUGCCAUGGAGAGAUUAGAGGCUACAUCAGAGCUCCAGUCACGGCUGUCAUCCCUGUCCUUCUCGUCGUUCCCCGGAAUAACAUCCAAACAGUGCGACAGCAGACCGCCGUUCAGCCUCCAGAACACAGACCUUUCACAGAGCUGUACCCAAUCCGAAAACCAAGCUGAUAUGGAUAAAACCAAGGAGGAUUCAGGACAACAUGCUGAGGGUAAUGAAGAGGCCCCUGCUGAGCCGGCCCUGGGGGAAGGAGGCGAAGAGAACAACAGUGCUGGGAGCUGUGAGCUCUCCGCUGAGAUGAAAGCCCAGAUGCCGCCCCUGAAACCCCCAACAACAUGGACAUCUGCUGCACUGAAGGAGCUGAAGGCGAAGCUUCGAACGGAGCAGGACAGUGUGGUGACAGUGUACCGAGGCGACAUCAUGACAGUUCACGUGCCCACUGUCCCCGAGGCCAAAAAAGUGUGCUGGGAGUUUGCUACAGAUGGCUAUGACAUUGGCUUUGGCAUAUAUUUUGACUGGACUCCUGUCACGAGCCGGUCUAUCACUGUGCACAUCAGCGAGUCAAGUGAUGACGAGGAUGAAGAGGAGGAGCUGGAAGGGCCUGUCGGUAACGGAGAUGUCGAGAAGGGCUCCAAAACUCAAACCAACUCAAACUUGGCUGAAAUCCUACCUGUAUACCGCCAGGACAGUCACUUGUCCGUUAACGGGGGGAGCCACGAUUUUCCAGGUGAAGGCACUUACCUCCUGAAGUUUGAUAACUCCUACUCACUGUGGCGAAAUAAAACUCUCUACUACAGAGUUUAUUACAGUGCCUGAGAUGCCAAUUUAUUGUUUAUGAAGGUAUACUUUACAGAAGAAUACUACUCUUAAGAACUAUUUUUGAUUCCAUAAUUGGAAAAAGUAUAAUAUAAAAGGUUAAAUAUAGGCAUAUCUAUUUUUUAUCACUAUCAGCUUGUGUUGCCACAUGUUGAAUUUAUGUAUAUGGUCAGAUAGUCUUGAAUGCAACAGUUGCUCCAAUGUCUUGCUGAUAGAUAUUUGAAGAAGCCUUGCAUAUGUGCCAUGUUCCCAUGUGUGCACUGUGCUAUUUAGUUAAGUGCCCGUCAUAAAACAUAUGUUGUCUUCAGCCUAAACAUUUCUAUGGUAGCAGUGAUCAGGGAACACCUGCACAGCAUAUAUUUCUCCAGGCCAGGUGCUUAAUCAGCAGUGCUCUAAAGAAAUGUAGUUUUUUUUUGUUGUGUGUGUGUGUGCGUGCACCUUCAAUGAUUAUGUUGCUUCAUUGUUGUUACUUGUAGUUAUCCUUCUGCUUUGUACUGUAACUUAUUUUAUAUCUGUGUUAAAUUUAAUCAUGUGAUAAUGGAGAAUAUAAUUAUGUAAUACAAAUUCUGUGCACAGAGCUGUCUACUGUCAUAGUGGUGUGUUGGUAAAAAGAUAUAAGUUGAAUGUACUGAAGCAAGUAGUAACAGUUUUUUAUGACACAAAUAAAAGUCAUCCCUUAUCACAUAAAGCUCUUAUUAUGUAAUAUAGAUUCAAUAUUUGCAUUGCCCCCCCGCCCACCCUUUAAUUUGCUGUUUCGGAGGUAGGGAGCGAUGGCAGUAUGUCAUCUAAAUGUAUUUUAUGCACAUGUAAGUAAAGGUCACUGUUUGUUUUUGAAUAUCCUCGGUGCAUUGGGCACAUCUGUUGAUUUCACCCUGUUUCUAAAAUCAGUGCUUCUACCGCAUUCACUUGUGCGCAUGUUCCCAAAGAUGUCACAGAUUUGGCUGCUAAUGUCGUAUACGAUGUAAAGCUACUGGUUUAAAGCUUCCCAUGUUUGCUGUACUGUACCUUUUACUGUAAGUUAUGAUGACAUUUGUUCCUGAAAUUUAUAUUCCACAAUAAAGAGAGGAUUGUCUA